Pongo pygmaeus (Bornean orangutan) is the source of this 1760-nucleotide messenger RNA. It is a transcript of the gene RSPH1, whose product is annotated as radial spoke head component 1. Gene Ontology annotation, biological process: spermatid development; axoneme assembly. NCBI's taxonomy places the organism in Eukaryota, Metazoa, Chordata, Mammalia, Primates, Hominidae. Gene Ontology annotation, cellular component: motile cilium; nucleus. The transcript has 10 exons. Bases 234 to 1433 code for a protein of 399 amino acids. The record is from RefSeq and is a predicted model, not a curated record.
AGCAACGGCGAGGUCCAGGUCAGAGAGCCAGUGGGCAGCCAGGCACGCAACCCGCUCAGGCCCUGCCCAGUCCCCGCCCCUUCCCUUCCCGAGCAGUGAUUGGCCGAGGCGGCCCCUCGUUGCUAUGACGGCAUCCCAGUGCUGCCACUGGCUCCACCUCGUCCCUUCCUUCCCGCCCCUCCGUAUUCCCGGGCGGUGAUUGGUCGAGGUGCCUUUCCCGUUGCUAUGACAGUAUGCAAAGGCUGCCAGUGGGUCCUCCCGCGCCGUCCGCGUCGCCUGUCUCGGCUCCCCAUCUUUCGGGCUGGGAGGGAGGCGGGGGCCGGCCGCGUCUCCAUGGCGACGCGGGACGCGGCGGUGGAGGCGGUUGUUACCCACCUGCUAGAGGCGCUGCGGCUGGGAUCCAGGCUGGUGGAAGACCAUGUCGGACCUGGGCUCGGAGGAGUUGGAGGAGGAGGGAGAGAAUGAUAUUGGGGGUAAAGGAUUAUCACAAUGAAUUGCAAGCUCUGUCCUCAUCUAGCCCAGGCGUGGUUACCUACCUCAACUGUAAGGUGGGAAAGGAAUAUGAGGGGGGUCGGAAUGAGGCAGGCGAAAGGCACGGACGUGGGAGGGCACGGCUACCCAACGGGGACACCUACGAAGGGAGCUACGAAUUCGGUAAAAGACAUGGCCAGGGGAUCUACAAAUUUAAAAAUGGUGCUCGAUAUAUCGGAGAAUAUGUUAGAAAUAAAAAGCACGGUCAAGGCACUUUUAUAUAUCCAGAUGGAUCCAGAUAUGAAGGAGAGUGGGCAAAUGACCUGAGGCAUGGCCAUGGCGUAUACUACUACAUCAAUAAUGACACCUACACCGGAGAGUGGUUUGCUCAUCAAAGGCAUGGGCAAGGCACCUAUUUAUACGCGGAGACGGGCAGUAAGUAUGUUGGCACCUGGGUGAACGGACAGCAGGAGGGCACGGCCGAGCUCAUUCACCUGAACCACAGGUACCAGGGCAAGUUCUUGAACAAAAAUCCUGUUGGCCCUGGAAAGUAUGUAUUUGAUGUUGGGUGUGAACAACAUGGUGAAUAUCGUUUAACAGAUAUGGAAAGAGGAGAAGAGGAAGAGGAGGAAGAAUUAGUAACUGUUGUUCCAAAAUGGAAAGCUACCAAAAUCACUGAAUUGGCCCUGUGGACACCAACUCUCCCCAAAGAGCCGACCUCUACGGAUGGACCUGGCCAAGAGGCUCCAGGAGCUGAGAGUGCAGGAGAACCCGGGGAGGAGGCCCAGGCUCUGCUGGAGGGCUUCGAGGGUGAGAUGGACAUGAGGCCUGGAGAUGAAGAUGCAGACGUCCUCCGGGAGGAGAGCCGGGAGUAUGACCAGGAGGAGUUCCGCUAUGACAUGGAUGAGGGAAACAUUAAUUCUGAAGAAGAAGAAACUAGACAGUCAGAGCUCCAGGACUAAGACGAAGUGAGCUGAGAGGAGAUCGUAUCAUAAGAAUGCUUCUGUCAUUAGCCUGGUGCGGUGCUGCGUGUAUCUAGUUCCAGCUACUUGAGAGACUGAGGCAGGAGGAUUGCUUGAGUCCGGAAAGUGGCAGUUGCAGUGAGCUGAGAUUGCGGCACUGCACUCCAGCCUGGGUGACAGAGCGAGACCCUGUCUCAAAAACAAACAAAAAAUGCUUCUGUCAGUUAACAAUCUUUAUUAGAGGGUUUUUAGUCUUUCUUUCUCAGCUGUGUGUUAAGUUCGUUGACAAUUGCAAAUAAACCUCUUUAUUAUCCUUUCUUUCUGAAA